Parastagonospora nodorum SN15 is the source of this 1152-nucleotide messenger RNA. RefSeq lists its product as hypothetical. The coding region runs from base 1 to 1152 and encodes 383 amino acids. The transcript has a single exon. Lineage: Eukaryota; Fungi; Ascomycota; Dothideomycetes; Pleosporales; Phaeosphaeriaceae. The record is from RefSeq and is a predicted model, not a curated record.
AUGGGCGAUAUGCCGCUCGUAUGGACUGUUGACUUUGACCAAAAUCGCAUCUUCUACGACAGAGAAGGCCAGCAUUUGAUGUACGAGUUCUCCAUACCCGAGAAACUGCCCAUCAGGCUCAGGGACUUCCGUCCGUACAUCCCAAUGCAGCUGCCCGUUGCCAGUACUAAUUACAUGUCUCGUAUAUCCAGUAUGACGGCAGCACCUCGCGAUGACGUCCCUGAGGUUCUUUUUGACCUCGUCUACCGCUUUGCGAGCGACUAUGAAAGCAACUGGCGCACAUCAGGCCUCACUAUCGAACGAUAUGGCGUUCACUCACUAGCAAUGGGAAUUCUGAGCUGCUUCACGAUGAAAUUCGACAUGCAGAAGCUCUCAGCACCCCCUGAUAAGCAGUUCCCUUAUCUAGCUCGCUCCGACUUCAGCGAUCUACUUCGUUGGAGGGUCUGGCCCAGUCCACAAGUCGUCUCGACAGUCAGCUUUGGCGAAACACAAAUCAUCUUCACAGAGCGUAUGGAUUUGGCCAUGUCGCUUGUGCAUGAGCACUUCAAUACCAUAGUCACCGGCCAGAUAUUCGGUGAGAGUAAGGAGAGCCACAGACGUCACCGACGUGUGCGAUGUAACUCCAAGAUUCACUACAUUGUCACAUCCAUCCGAGAGAUUCAGUACUUCACAAAGACUCUCAGUAUAGGGGAAGUUUCGAUGACUUGUACACCAGCCAUUACUUUCUUUGACGGAGUCAAUCCGCCAUCUGAGACAGGUGUGCGCUGGUUACUCAGCGCCAUCUACAAGCAAGUGUAUCCUCCCAUCCAUCGCAUCCCGCAGCUCCCCGUCGAGCUGCAAGAGAUGAUCCUCGACUACGCACUGCCACCGCGCGCCUACGACUCAUUUUUCCGUGCCGUCUUUGCCGCAAGGCUGGGCCUCGGAGUGAGCUUCAAUUUCCAGUCGCAGGGCCGACUCAUCGUACUACGUCCUCUGGGUGGCGCUGAGCGCAUGCGCAGAACCGAGUCAGAGUACCAACUCAUGUUCUGUGGCCGAUACGUGGGUCUCACAUAUCAGGUAGACGAGGGAGCCAUGGUACAAAGUUGUCGUCCUCCGUGGACUGGGGCGGACACACUGUGGCAUAGGGCGUACCAGCAGUUCUAUCAAAGAUGA